AACUUUUUCUCCAUUUAUAGAACAAAUCUUCAACUUUUUUCUGUAUAAAACUCAGAAAAAAAGGAUCCAUUUUUUUUUAUGUUUUAAUUAUAUUAAUUUUCUUCCUUCUUUAUAUCAAUAAUUAUGAAGAACAAUAAUAAUGGAUGCACAAAGAAGGAACAAUUAGAGUGUAAUUAUCAUAUUAUUCAUAAGCUUCCUCCUGGUGAUAGUCCUUAUGUUAGAGCCAAAUAUGCUCAGCUAGUAGAGAAAGAUGCAGAGGCAGCUAUAGUUCUGUUUUGGAAGGCGAUUAAUGCAGGAGAUAGAGUAGAUAGCGCGUUGAAAGACAUGGCAGUCGUUAUGAAACAACAAGAUCGCGCUGAAGAGGCUAUUGAAGCUAUUAAGUCCUUUAGAGAUCGAUGCUCUAAACAAGCACAAGAAUCAUUAGACAAUGUCCUCAUCGAUUUAUACAAGAAAUGCGGAAAAUUAGAGGAGCAGAUUGAACUGUUGAAGCAAAAGUUACGAAUGAUUUACCAAGGAGAAGUUUUCAAUGGUAAACCUACUAAGACGGCUCGUUCCCAUGGAAGGAAGUUUCAAGUUACUAUCAAGCAAGAAACCUCAAGAAUACUGGGUAAUCUUGGCUGGGCAUAUAUGCAACAAUCAAACUAUGCAGCUGCUGAAGUUGUUUAUCGUAAGGCUCAAGAAAUCGAUCCUGAUGUCAAUAAGGCGUGCAAUCUAUGCACGUGUCUACAAAAACAAUCGCGAUAUACAGAAGCUAGAUCAGUCCUUGAAGACGUUAUACGAGGUAAAAUCUAUGGCUCGGAUGAUCCUAAAUCAAAGAAUCGCGUAGAGGAACUGUUGAAAGAAUUGGAGCCAUUUGGAUACACUUCUCCUUCACCUCAACUCAACUUGGAAGAUGCAUUUCUUGAUGGUCUUGAUCAGUUGAUAAACCAGUAUGCUCCGUUUCGAUCCAGACGACUUCCCAUUUUUGAAGAAAUCUCACCAUGUAGAGAUCAAUUAGCUUGUUGAUCUUUCAUGUUUGAGUGUUAGAAUCAUACUUGUUAAUGAGUUAGUGUAGGUGUAUUAGCUCUUUUGUGUGUCUAUAUGCAUAUAUAAUUUUGGUUGAAAGUUUAAUUAUGACUGACAUUAGUUGUCUGAGGCUUCAUUCUUAUCUCACAAAAAAGCAGACAAUAAUAUGGUUUUGAAGAGUGAUUAUGUUCCUUGUAUAAUGAGUUUUAGUACAUAAAAUGCCUCUUUGAUGUG
Molecule: messenger RNA, 1239 nt
Organism: Solanum pennellii
Lineage: Eukaryota; Viridiplantae; Streptophyta; Magnoliopsida; Solanales; Solanaceae
Product: protein SULFUR DEFICIENCY-INDUCED 2
Exons: 4
Coding region: 124-1005 (293 amino acids)
Molecular function (GO): protein binding
Source: RefSeq, a predicted model, not a curated record